GAAUAGAUAUUGCUCCUGUGUUUCCGAGAGAAGCGAAACCAGAAAAUGCUCAAUUUGUGGAAGCUAAUCUACUUGAUGGGCUGCCAUAUAAUGAUAAUACUUUUGAUUACGUUCACAUGAGGUUUCUAAUAACUGCCUUUAGUAAACAAGAAUGGGAACGUGCUUUAAAAGAAAUUGUCAGAGUAACAAAAACUAAUGGAAUUAUUGAAAUAAUGGAAGAUGAAAUAGAGCCAAGAAACGAUGGACCUAUAUCACGACUAUUACAUAGUGCAUUUUUGUCUGACCUCCUGUCACGUAAUAUUGACACUGCUGUAUAUAAACACAUGACCGAUAUAUUGAUGAAUACGCGACAGCUAACAAAUAUAAAACUUGAAGAGAUGUCAACACCUUUUGGUAAAUGGGCCGGUAGAAUUGGCGCGUUAUUAGCAGAAAAUACUGCCAAUAUAUUUCGUACAUUUCGAACGAAAUUUUCUUCAUUUCUUGGUCUCGAACCAGAAGAAUAUGAUAAAUUAUUGGAAGCUUGGCAUU
Molecule: messenger RNA, 528 nt
Organism: Dentiscutata heterogama
Lineage: Eukaryota; Fungi; Glomeromycota; Glomeromycetes; Diversisporales; Gigasporaceae
Source: the annotation of a GenBank genome assembly